AUGUCCCGUCCCCUCCCCUCCAGCCCCAGUUCCAGCAGCCGGAGCGGGGACCGGAGCGGGGACCGGCGCGGGCUGCAGCCACCCGCAGAGCGGCAGGAGGUGGCGGAGUGCGCGCUGCAGCUGCGCAGGAUCCGACAAGUGGACGGCGACAAGUGGAACCUGCCGCAGAAGAUCCUGAACCUCCUGACAAAGCUCUUUUGCCCGGAAACGUGA
Messenger RNA from Antrostomus carolinensis (chuck-will's-widow), 213 nucleotides. It is a transcript of the gene PMAIP1, whose product is annotated as phorbol-12-myristate-13-acetate-induced protein 1. Gene Ontology annotation, biological process: release of cytochrome c from mitochondria; DNA damage response; positive regulation of apoptotic process. The record is from RefSeq and is a predicted model, not a curated record. Lineage: Eukaryota; Metazoa; Chordata; Aves; Caprimulgiformes; Caprimulgidae.